GCUACUCAAGUGUUUCUCUCGUGUGUGGUUCAGUAAAAAGAUGUUUGACCCCUCAUUCAGCUUCUACACGGGCUACAAUAUUCCAAUAUGCAAGACAAUAGAGGAGUACAUGGAAUGUAUUCAGAGCUUACCCACUGUGGAUUCGCCCCAGGCGCUGGGGCUGCAUCCCAAUGCUGAUAUCACGUAUCAGACAAACACAUCUGCUGAAGUUCUCGACACAAUCACGAACAUCCAGCCCAAGGAAAGCGCAGGGGGAUCAGGAGUGACUCGGGAGUCUAUUGUUCAGAACAUGGCGCAGGACAUGUUGGGGAAAUUGCCCCCUAAUUAUGUGCCACAUGAGGUCAAAGCCAGGCUGUUGAAAAUGGGAGCUCUGAACCCAAUGAACAUAUUCCUACGUCAGGAGGUGGAUCGAAUGCAAAGGAUCAUCAGUGUGGUGCGCACUAGUCUGACUGACCUAAAUUUGGCCAUUGAUGGCACUAUCAUAAUGAGCGAGAACCUCCGUGAUGCCCUGGACAAUAUCUUUGAUGCACGUGUGCCAAACCUGUGGAAGAAGAUCUCCUGGGAGUCAUCCACACUGGGCUUCUGGUUCACAGAGCUUCUGGAGAGAAACAAGCAGUUCCGCAGUUGGGUGUUUGAAGGAAGAAGAAGUAACAAGAGCAAACAAAGGCUGGGCUCUGGACAACGUUACCCUGACCAACAAAGUACUGAAGCAGGCACAGGAGGAGAUCACAGCCUCACCUACAGAGGGAGUUUACGUCCAUGGUCUGUACCUGGAUGGCGCCGGCUGGGACAGGAAGAGCUCUCAUCUUAUUGAGUCCCCACCCAAAGUGCUGUUCACACCAUUGCCUGUAAUCCACAUGUUUGCCGUGAACUCCACUGCCCCCGUGGAUCCUAAGCUCUAUGUCUGCCCCGUCUAUAAAAAACCAAGACGCACAGACCUAAAUUAUGUCACAGCAGUGGGGUUAUCAACCAUUCAGCCACCAGACCACUGGAUCUUGCGUGGAGUUGCCCUGCUCUGCGACAUCAAAUAAAAGAUAGCUGCAUGUCUUUAUUGUUAUGUCAUAUUUCUUACAGGGAAAAUAAAUGUAUUUUUAAUGUCAAA
Messenger RNA from Etheostoma spectabile (orangethroat darter), 1102 nucleotides. Its product is annotated as dynein heavy chain 8, axonemal. Gene Ontology annotation, cellular component: dynein complex. Gene Ontology annotation, molecular function: dynein light intermediate chain binding; dynein intermediate chain binding. Gene Ontology annotation, biological process: microtubule-based movement. The record is from RefSeq and is a predicted model, not a curated record. Lineage: Eukaryota; Metazoa; Chordata; Actinopteri; Perciformes; Percidae.